UUUGUUCGGGAAUGUUCUACUAAAAUCAAUCAAAACAAAAAUAUUUUGGGUGUUUUCCAAGUCUCAACUUCCUCAACAUUGUUCUGUCUGUAGCACAGCCCCUAUAUGUAUUCUCCAUUCACUGUCCUCUCAUUGUUAGUCACCCAGUCAUUUCCCUGAUGUGCAGAUCUUAAGUAGGCAUACUGAACAGCGAUGGGAAUGACAUACCUUUUCCUGAUAUUGGCAGAUCUUAAGUAGGCAUACUGAACAGCGAUGGGAAUGACAUACCUUUUCCUGAUAUUGGCAGUGUUUUCUGUUGUGGUCAAGAGUCAGCUCAAACCCCAGGUUUCCAUGGUCCUCACAUUCAAGCAAGUCUACUCUGGGGAUACAAUAAUUCUGAGUUGUGACAACAGCACAGGUAAGGUAAAAUGGUUCUUCAACAAGGUUGAGGAUCAAAAUCAAGUCAACAAGACAUGGAGCAUAAGGGCUGUCUCCGCUAAGAACUCCGGCUCAUAUCAGUGUGAGAACAAUGGACAGAAGAGUGACAACUUCAACAUCACAGUUCUAGAGUACCUUCCACCUGCCACUCUGUUGAUCAAGUCAGGGGAGCCAGUCAUCAACAUAGAUGGCUCAGUAGUCCUGGAGCUGCUGGUGGAGGAGGAUGAGAGUCUGAAGGGAUGGUGCUGUUGGGUGUACAAGGCUGGGAGAGUACAAAGAAUAACACUUAAGAAAAGUCUGACGACCGAAAAUCACACAGUGUUGACCUUUCAACCCCACAAACUGAAAGACAACGUCGCCAUCUACUGGUGUAGUGACGAGACUAACCUGAGGAGCACCCCCCUCACCAUCAAGACCUCAGACCGGGUCGUACGGAUGAUGAUAUUGCCUGGGCCUGCUCUUUUGGGGGAGAAACUGAGUCUGCGGUGUGUUGUGUCAGGGACCGACCGAAUUAGCCACGCUAUAUUCUACAAGGAUAAACAGAUGAUAAAAGACGGUUCCAGUUCUUCUUAUGUUAUCAACAAUGUGACUGAGUCCGACCAGGGGAUAUAUAGCUGUCAAGCCACCUUUACGCGAAGCGACAAAGGAAAGCCAAACACAGUCAACUCAACUCAACAAGAACUGAUUGUUUCAGCACCCCCUAUGAAGGCAGUUGUCUCGGAGUCCACUGGCCUGUCCUGCUCAUGCUCCAGCUGCCCCAAAGGCGCCUUCUAUCACUGGUACUACAAACAGCACAAUCCUCAGUGGCUACCUAAAGGCAUCAGCAAGAGCUACACAGGUUUCAUGCCGGCUGGUAGUUACGCAUGCAGAGCAGUGUGGAAAAACGGGAGGUCUGCACUAAGCAAUAUCCAUCAUUUGACAGAUGACGUCGACACUCAAGAGAGAACGGUGCUACUGAUCACCAUUGUGUUGAUUGUCUUGGGGGUUAUGCUGGUCAUAGGAGCCAUACUCAUGUAUCGCAAGAGGAGGACUAGGGAAGAGGCCAUUUACCAAGAUAUGCCCCUGAUGACAGUGAAGUCGCAGGAUGGAGGAGAUGGGGGGUACGAGGAGCUCCACAAAAAACAUGGUACCAAGAAAGAGGGAGAGUACGACACCCUGAACACAACUCCAGCACAAGCAGCAGGAGGAGAGAAAACAGAGGGAGCGUACGAAGCGCUGAAGAAAGCGGAAGGAAAGGAGGAGGAGUACCACACCUUGGAGGAAGGAGCGGCGAAAGGUGGGGAUGGGGGGUAUGAAGCGUUGAAAAAGUCCAAAGAUGAAGGAACUGGGGAUCUGUACCACACCUUGGGGGCGAAAGGUGGGGAUGGGGGGUAUGAAGCGUUGAAAAAGUCCAAAGAUGAGGGAACUGGGGAUCUGUACCACACCUUGGGGGCGAAAGGUGGGGAUGGAGGGGAUGGGGGUUAUGAAGCGUUGAAAAAGUCCAAAGAUGAGGGAACUGGGGAUCUGUACCACACCUUGGGGGAAAAGGGGGCGAAAGGUGGGGAUGGAGGAGAUGGGGGGUAUGAAGCAUUGAAAAAGUCCAAAGAUGGGGGAACUGAGGAUUUGUCCCAUGCUUUGGGGGCAGAAGGAGGCAAAGAGUGAGAUGUAGAGUUUGAAGCAUUGGAGAAGGCUAAAGAGGGGUAUACCGAUCUCUGGGAGAAGAAAGGGGAGAGGAGAAGUAGGCCUAGAUCUGAGACAAUAGGAAGUCCCGUAAUGACAGGAGGAAAGGUGGGGUGUAGGAUCGGUGGCAUAGCGCAGUUUUGCAGGGCCCCCCGCAAGGUCCAAGCAAGGCAGUUUUAUAGCUAAGCUCAUGCUAUUUGACCCAUUUUGCCAUUAGGCUGAAAGAAAAGUUGACUGUUUUAGAGCUAAUUUCCUGCUAUUCUACACAUUUUGCCAUGAAUCUGAGAGAACAGUUUGUAGUUUCAAAGCUAAUUUCCUGUAAUAAAAAUAAAUAAUUCCUCCCGAGUGGUGCAGCAGUCUAAGGCACUGCAUCGCAGUACUUGAGGCAUCACUACAGAGCCAAGUUCGAUCCCAGGCUGUGUUGCGGCUGGCCGCGACUGGGAGACCAAAGAGGCGGCGCAUAAUUGGUCCAGCGUCGUCCGGGUUAGGGGAGGGUUUGGCCGCCCGGGAUGUCCUUGUCCCAUCACGCUCUAUCGACUCUUUGUGGCGGGCCGGGGGCAUGCACGCUGACUACGAUCGGCAGUUGUGCUGUGUUUCCUCCGACACAUUGGUGCGGCUGGCUUCCAGGUUAAGCGAGCAGAGUGUCAAGAAGCAGUGCGGCGAUGGGACAAGACUGUAACUACUAAUUGUAUAUCACGAAAUUGAGGAGAAAAAAAUAGGGUUAAAAAAAUACAAAUAAAUAAUAAUAAUAAUUAAUGUCUUAUGACAUGUACAUAUGUUAUCUGGGAUGCCCAACCUUCGGAGGGUAUCCCAAACCCCCCAAAAAAUGUAAUAAUUGUUUAAUUUUGGGUUGUGGGAGGGGGGGCGUAUGAAGCUAGUGUGUCGGAUAAUGCUUUUAUCUCUGUAAUGUGUGAAGUGUUUAAAAGGAGGUAUUUCAAUACUUACUUUUCUUUGUAAUAUUAGACAUGUUCAGUAUUGUUUUAGACUGAUAUCAACUGCAACACUGAAAGUUUGACAAAAAACAAAAAAUGUUUGUAUAUGUUUUGGUGUUGUAUACAUUUGAGCUUUAAGGCAAAUAUGCACUGUUCAUUAAUUAAGCACUUUCUCGUUUUUGGGUUACGAAUUAAACCGAGUCUGUAAUGUAAAUACAAUGUAUAAAACAUAAUGCUUAAGUUGCACAGUAUCUGAGAUAUCUAAAUGCAGUACUCCAAACUGUAUAUUCAUGUAAUUUACAGUGGGUGGCAGUGUAACAUUGGUAAUAUAUCAUUAUGAUAAUUUAGUUUGCUGAAAUAAAGUAUUAGCAUAAUCAA
This is a messenger RNA of Oncorhynchus masou masou (cherry salmon), 3386 nucleotides long. RefSeq lists its product as uncharacterized. Gene Ontology annotation, biological process: cell surface receptor signaling pathway. The transcript has 8 exons. The record is from RefSeq and is a predicted model, not a curated record. Gene Ontology annotation, cellular component: plasma membrane. NCBI's taxonomy places the organism in Eukaryota, Metazoa, Chordata, Actinopteri, Salmoniformes, Salmonidae. Gene Ontology annotation, molecular function: transmembrane signaling receptor activity. The coding region runs from base 253 to 2058 and encodes 601 amino acids.